AGGGGGCGGCGCCUCAUCUUCAAGGCUCCAACCGAGUGAUCCGGCCUCUGGAAGGUCUGGUGAUCUCUCUACGGCACUGCACAACCCUCGUGGCCGCGUCUGGCCUGGGAACCUUCAUACGACAUGGUCUUCACGUGCCACUGCCGUCAGAUUGCUUCCUCUCUAUCUUGCACUGUCUAUGUUUACGACCUAUCUCUGAUCUGGAUGAACUCGGAUGUCACUCAGGCGGUGAGUGGAGGACUGGUACCCACGGCCAUGGUGAGCAGGGAUUUUACCAGAACGAGUAUCUUCAGUCUACCACAAGCUGGCUUGGCAAUAUUCUUGAUGGGAUUAAUUUUAAGACUUCGAGUUCCUUCUGUUACAAGUUGGGCCUUCAGCAAAGAAAGAGACCGUCGUGAUCCUCCACUCCACCAAAGGAAAAAAAAAUCCAUGGUCUUCGACUCCCCCAACCGUCAUAUGAUGGCGACAGAAAGCGCUCAUAUCUCCGAAGCUACAAAGCAUCAUGGUUAUCUUGGUAGUACCUUCUUUCGGUUUUCAUCACCACAUAUAUGUAUGUAGGGAUUCAAUAUGCAUUCUUUCAUGUACCGCAAACUGGCAAGCUUGAUAUGAUUUGGAAAGAUAUUUCUGUUUUUAAAAGCCUCUUUCUCUCAUGUCUACAACUAUUUUAA
Molecule: messenger RNA, 668 nt
Organism: Lolium perenne
Lineage: Eukaryota; Viridiplantae; Streptophyta; Magnoliopsida; Poales; Poaceae
Source: RefSeq, a predicted model, not a curated record